Messenger RNA from Nicotiana tabacum (common tobacco), 2194 nucleotides. NCBI's taxonomy places the organism in Eukaryota, Viridiplantae, Streptophyta, Magnoliopsida, Solanales, Solanaceae. The record is from RefSeq and is a predicted model, not a curated record.
ACACAUAGUACUGUAGUUUANCCCCCCACACACACACACACACUCACACUCUCCACUAAUCUGAUAUUGCUUCUGGUGAAUGCUGCCUGCACAGUAGCUCGACCAGAGUUGGAAAACAGAUUACUAGCUCGAUUUGAUGCGGCUUCACAGAAGCGGGAGUUGUCUACAAUGCGGGAAUGUGCUAAAAUUUUGUCGCAGUUUAAUAGGGGUACCAGUGCUAUGCAACACUAUGUGGGAUUAUGUCCAAUGUUCGAUGUGGAGGUCAUGAAUGCAGAUGCUGAAUUGGUUCUUGGAGAUCAGGGUGCCCAGCCCAGCCCUAGCAAUGUCGCGCGUGGUCUUUCUUCAAUUUUUAAAGAGAUUACAGAGACUGUGCGGAAAGAAGCAGCCACUAUUGCAGCCGUUUUUCCUUCCCCAAACGAUGUAAUGUCAAUACUGGUUCAGCGUGUUUUGGAGGAUCGUGUUCCAAAGCUUCUUGAGAAGCUCUUACUGAAACCGUCUCUUGUCAGUGCACCUCCCAUGGAAGAAGGAGGACUUAUAUUAUAUCUCAGAUUGCUAGCCGUGGCAUAUGAGAAGACACAGGAGCUUGCAAGAGAUUUACGUGGGGUAGGGUGUGGCGACUUGGAUGUUGAAGGAUUAACAGAAUCUCUGUUUCUACCACACAAAGACAUAUACAUCGAGUAUGAGCAGGCCUCUCUUAGACAACUUUACAAAGCUAAGAUGGAGGAGCUGCGUACCGAAGGCCAGCAAUCCUCUGAGUCAUCUGGAACAAUUGGACGCUCAAAAGGUGCUUCAAUGGCAUCCUCUCACCAGCAAAUUUCUGUCACUGUGGUGACAGAGUUUGUGCGUUGGAAUGAAGAAGCAGUAUCCAGAUGCACUUUGUUUUCAUCACAGCCUGCUGCAGUUGCUGCAAAUGUAAGAGCUGUUUUUACAUGCCUUCUAGAUCAAGUUAGUAUAUACAUAACUGAAGGUCUUGAAAGAGCCAGAGACAGCCUUACCGAGGCUGCUGCUUUGAGGGAAAGAUUUGUGCUUGGAACUAGCGUUAGUCGAAGGGUAGCUGCUGCAGCUGCUUCUGCUGCAGAAGCAGCAGCUGCGGCUGGUGAAAGCAGUUUCAGAUCUUUCAUGGUUGCUGUGCAACGUUGUGGGAGCAGUGUGGCUAUUGUGCAGCAAUAUUUCGCAAACUCUAUAUCUCGGCUUUUACUACCUGUGGAUGGUGCGCAUGCUGCUUCCUGUGAAGAAAUGGCUACAGCUAUGUCAAGUGCUGAGGGUGCUGCUUAUAAGGGGCUUCAGCAGUGCAUUGAAACUGUUAUGGCAGAGGUGGAACGCAUACUUUCAACUGAACAAAAAGCCACAGAUUAUCGAUCACCUGAUGACGGCAUUGCCCCUGACCAUCGGCCAACACAAGCUUGUUCAAAAGUUGUCGCAUACCUUUCACGGGUGCUUGAAUCGGCAUUCACAGCACUGGAAGGGCUUAACAAACAAGCUUUCCUGACUGAAUUGGGGAAUCGUUUACACAAAGGCUUGCUUAAUCAUUGGCAAAAAUUCACUUUUAAUGCAAGUGGAGGACUGCGUUUGAAGCGUGAUAUAACAGAGUAUGGGGAGUUUGUUCGUAGUUUCAAUGCCCCUUCUGUUGAUGAGAAAUUUGAACAGCUGGGCAUCAUGGCAAAUGUGUUUAUUGUUGCUCCAGAAAGUCUUUCCACACUGUUUGAGGGAACCCCGAGCAUUAGGAAAGAUGCACAAAGGUUCAUUCAGCUUCGGGAGGAUUACAAGAGUGCAAAGCUUGCAGCGAGACUCAGCUCCUUAUGGCCUAGCUCUAGUUAGAACCAAAAUCACAUGCUAAUUAGAGUUGAACUUUUAUUAUAGUGGUGAACUGGACAGAGUGCAGUUGUAUUGUGAGCUUUUCCACCACCUCAUGCUGGCUGUCUAUUACCCGAGCUCAGUGAUAAAGAAACAUCGUUGAUACCAGAGAAAUUCAUCCUUGGAAGAAAUUAAUUUGGAGCCCCCUUUUGUGGAUAUCGUCAUUUAUUGUUUACUCAAGAUCUACUGGUAUAUGUUUAAUUUUUUUUUUUUUUUUUUUUUUUUUGAAAUAGAUUUGGAACAUGCAAGGUUUUUGCGAAUUGCGAUAAGUCUCUUUAUUUGCUAGGUGUGCAGUUGUAUUGUCAGAAGUAGAUAAAAGAAAUGUACCAGUUUACUGCUA